Molecule: messenger RNA, 633 nt
Organism: Podarcis lilfordi (Lilford's wall lizard)
Lineage: Eukaryota; Metazoa; Chordata; Lepidosauria; Squamata; Lacertidae
Source: the annotation of a GenBank genome assembly
AUGGGAGUUGGAGUCCAGCAAAACCUGGAGGGCCACCAGUUGGCCACCCUUGCUUUACAGGAGGAGUGGGGGGGGGACCUUGGUCCUGGGGGCCAAAUGCGACCCUCUGGACAUCUCUGGACAUCCGCUCCCCAGGUGGCAUCCCUCCCUGGCCCUACUCUCAGGCCUUUCCCCCAGGAAUUGCGGCUCCACGGUGAUAAUGCGUCUUGCUGGCCUGGGUGGUAUAUGGAGAGGCAUGUGCCUGGAACACAGCCUAGCUACGAAUAUCAGAGGCUGGCUCAUUACAGCAAAUGGGGCAACUUCAACUUACCCUCACCUUCCUGCCUGCCUUCUUACUUACGGCCAGUCCAGGGAACGGCCCUGCCUAUCAUCUUCCUCCUGUGUAGUCUCAGUGUUGUAAAACUCAGCAGGGAGGAAGACGAGGAUAUGACUAAACUGGAUUGGUGGGUUCAAGCUGUGACAUUGGUUCUGGCUUCACUGUUGGGCUCCUUUGCCUUCCACCUCCCCAGUCCCAAUGGGCACCAGCCACCGCUGUGGACAAAGCUAAGAGCCACAUCUGUCUCUCCAACCACGUUUUUUACAGCCCCCCCCCCAUUCACCAUUGGCCCGUGGCCCCAAGAAGGCAAUGUGUAA